Molecule: messenger RNA, 730 nt
Organism: Serpula lacrymans var. lacrymans S7.9
Lineage: Eukaryota; Fungi; Basidiomycota; Agaricomycetes; Boletales; Serpulaceae
Exons: 2
Coding region: 483-662 (59 amino acids)
Source: RefSeq, a predicted model, not a curated record
GGGGCACGACUUUGUAUAGAUUAUCAUACAUAUACAUUGCAGCGGUGUGAGGAUCAUGAUGGGCGCUAGUAACUCACCACUAUGUUGAUUGUACCACGAAGCCGUCAUUACGGAGCAUUGCGACGCAAAGGGUGUCGUUGAGUUAGGAAAUGACGACGGGACCAAUCCAAGGUACGGAAAAACGGGCUGGAAGAAUUAAAUUCCGUGCACCUGCAAAAUCUAUAUUUGAAUUUGAGCUGGGUCCGUGGACGAUGCCGUCGAUCGUAUAUCACUUCGAUCCAGUUAGCUGCAUGGGAAAUUGAUGGUUUGACGCGAUUACGUAUGAGCCGAGGAUCGAGAGCCAAUUGUGCUCAAACCUGCCGUGGGCUGAAUCAUGGUUUCUUCGCCUGGGACUUUUAUUGAUAGAUUGAAUGGGCGAAAACGAAGUCGGACGUUGCGUGCAUCACACGUGUUGGGGUACCUCGAGUCACGAAUUGCGAGUCAUGGUGCGCUUCGACGGUAGGUCUUCAUGCAAAGCUGCCCAUGGUUUCUUGCGAAAAGCCGCAUCGACGAAGAACGCCACACGGGAGGCUCAGCUUAUCCGCAUGGUUGGCUGUACACCCAGUAAUGUCAGUGGAAAUGCAUUCUCCACGCCAGACAAAUGGGCCCCUAAAAACCAGUAAGCAUUAGCGGUGGAGUGAUGGUGCGAGGUAAGAUCUUGUGUAUGUGACCAGUAAACGGCAAGUGGACU